Messenger RNA from Saccharomyces cerevisiae S288C, 1971 nucleotides. It is a transcript of the gene SLM2, whose product is annotated as phosphatidylinositol 4,5-bisphosphate-binding protein. Gene Ontology annotation, biological process: TOR signaling; regulation of cell growth; eisosome assembly. The record is from RefSeq and is marked reviewed. Bases 1 to 1971 code for a protein of 656 amino acids. Gene Ontology annotation, cellular component: plasma membrane. The transcript has a single exon. Gene Ontology annotation, molecular function: anion binding. Lineage: Eukaryota; Fungi; Ascomycota; Saccharomycetes; Saccharomycetales; Saccharomycetaceae.
AUGUCUUACCAACGGAACAGUGCAAGAGCCUCUCUUGACCUCAGAAGUCAAUAUCAACAACUGGAAGGCAGAAUGAGGUCAGAACAUUUUAAUCCCGCCUAUCAACAGCAGCAACAAAAAGGCCAGAACAUACCCCUGUCACUACCCUCGUCGCUUGCGCAACGCAAUCCUAUACCUUACCCUAUCGACGCUGUGACUUCCGAUCCCACUAUCCCGGCUCAGUUGAACGUAUAUGAUCACGAUCGGCAAAAUUCGAUAGUCGAUGCUGCGGCUGGCACCAAUACGACGCACUCUUUGAACUCUAAUAAUAUUCCAUCAUCACAAAAUAAUAAUAUUAAUAAUAACAAUAUCAAUAAUGUUGGUUCCUUCACUGACCCUUCCAUGCUAACGCUGCCAAAAAUGUCUUUACAUAGCCACCAGAAGCAGUAUGAUUCUAACCAAAACGAUCCUAGGUCCCCUCUGGCGAUACUGAUACCGACUUCUGCGCAGCCCACUGAUGUCUUGUCUGCUAGGUUUUCUGCCUGGAGAAAUGUUAUUCGUGCCAUCUUGGUAUAUCUCUCUGAGACCGCCUCAAUACAGGACGAAAUAGUUAGACAGCAACUGAGGUUGUCCCAUGCUGUGCAGUUCCCCUUUUUCAGCAUUGAAAACCAAUAUCAACCGGUCUCUAAUGAAGACAAGUCCAUGCAGAAAUUUUUUCUGCCCUUAGGAAGUGGAUCCGUUCAAGAUUUGCCCACGAUGCUGACCAAGUAUCAUGAUAAUCUGGCCUCUUUGGCAUCGAAAAGUUCCAAGGAGUUGACCAGUGAAAUUAUACCCAGGCUAGAGGAUUUGAGAAGAGAUUUACUAGUCAAGAUUAAAGAAAUUAAGGCUUUGCAAUCUGAUUUUAAAAAUUCCUGUAACAAAGAGCUUCAGCAAACUAAACACUUGAUGAAGCUUUUUAAUGAAUCAUUAAAAGAAUGUAAAUUAGGUACACCAAAGAGUGACCCAUUUUUGAUAAAAUUGCAAUUGGAAAAGCAAAUCAAAAGACAGUUGGUGGAAGAAAAUUAUUUGCACGAGGCAUUCGAUAACUUGCAGAAUUCAGGGGCCCAGUUAGAAAGUGUUAUUGUAAUGGAAAUACAGAACGGAUUGACCAGCUACGCUAGAAUUCUUGGCAAAGAAGCCCAAGUUGUAUUUGACUCAGUUAUCUCUAAAUUAGAUUCCACGAUACUGAACAAAAACACGAAUCUUGAAUGGGAUAGUUUCAUUCUAAGGAAUAUUUCCAAUUUUGUGCCUCCAAAUUUACCCAUGAGGAGGUUUAAAGAGAUCUCGUAUAGCAAUCAAAACGAUCCUUUUACUUUUGAAGUUAAAUCUGGGUUUCUGGAGAAAAGAUCAAAAUUUUUAAAGUCAUACUCACGUGGGUUUUAUGUCCUCACUCCAAGCUUUUUACAUGAAUUUAAGACACCAGAUAAGCAUAAAUUUUCCACACCGUUAAUGUCAAUACCAUUAGUGGAAUGUACUGUCACUGAGCAUUCCAAAAAGACGAAAUCCAACUCAGAGCAGGGCAAGAACAAGUUUAUAUUGCGUACGAAUUCUAACGGACUAAUACAUAGGGGUCACAACUGGGUAUUCAAAGUAGACUCUUAUGACGAUAUGAUAGAAUGGUUUGGAAAUAUCAAAGCCUUAUCAAGUUUGCCCAACUAUGACGACAAAUGCAAAUAUGUGAGUAAAGUUGCCAAACUGUCUAAAGAAAAAGCCAAGAGUAAUGAAAACACCACGGAGAGCGUGACCCCCCAGGUAACUAAUGAGCAACAUACGAGAUACGAUGAUGUGAGUAGUAGCAAUUUUCCCUUGAAUUCCAUUCCAAAAUUAGACAAUUUGACAAUCACUAACACCACGUCAUCGAUACCGGAAACGAAUGAUUCACAAAUUCAGAAUAGGGUUCCUGAAUUUUACAUUGAAAAUGUAGAUUCCCCUAGAAAAAGCAAUCAGCUGUGA